Molecule: messenger RNA, 4546 nt
Organism: Exophiala xenobiotica
Lineage: Eukaryota; Fungi; Ascomycota; Eurotiomycetes; Chaetothyriales; Herpotrichiellaceae
Exons: 2
Coding region: 265-3234 (989 amino acids)
Biological process (GO): regulation of DNA-templated transcription; DNA-templated transcription
Molecular function (GO): zinc ion binding; DNA binding; DNA-binding transcription factor activity, RNA polymerase II-specific
Source: RefSeq, a predicted model, not a curated record
CGAUCGUGCAUGAGAAGAUACCGUAGAUGAUGGCUGUAAAAGCCAUCUCCUUCAGAUCAAAUCAAUCAUUGUGCACGACCACACAUCAGAUCCUGCAACCUGGUCCUUUCUUCGCUGAUCUGCUCUCGCAAACACCGUUGUUGCGGCGCUUGUCCCGAGAUUUACCUGCUUGUUUUCUGUCACUCACGCAGAAACACUUGCGCAGAACGGGUCGAUUACCAUGUUACGGCACAGUGCCAGCAUCGUAAACCCUUGCUGCGAAGCAUGAGCUUCAGCAAUACUCCCAAUCCCGACCUGCCCACGUCAAACACGAGCUCGAGAAGCUUCCUUCCACCCCCUCGUCAGAUUCGUUUCGUCUCGACCGAUGGCCAACCGCACACCAAGAGGAGGCGCAUAAAUGCUGCUUGUUUGACAUGUCGCAAGAGAAAGACACGCUGCUCGGGCGAGCGCCCGGAAUGCAAAACGUGCACUGAGAACGGGCACGACUGUUCGGGCUAUGCAGAUCAUCGGUCGGGUCAUUCAGAAGGUGAGAAGACUGAACAUGAUGGGGAGGAGGAAGUCGCGCCGGGUUUCUCAACCCCUCAGAAGCCGUCAAAGGAUGUAGAAACUGCAAUGUAUCCGCAUCUGAGCGCAAAUGAUCAUCGUUCUGCGCGCAACAUUCCAGUAAUAGGAGCGGGAGACAGGGGCGACCCUGGUGAGAUCAAGAGCCCAGGUAGCAGUCACACCGGAAGCAGCUCGACGUCGGCGAGAAAUCGAGUCCCAUACUUUCGCUAUUUUGGUCCAACCGCCAUUGUACCUGGCUUCAAGCAGAUGGUCGUCCAGGUAAAAGACCACCGAAGAAGCUUGCCGUCUGUGUCUGGAGAUUCACCGACAUCUGGACAGCAGGCCGACUCGAAUUCAGCAGUUGGUCAGGAAAACCCGCCUGUGGAGAUCCCAUUCUAUGAUGCUACGGAUCCUGAACCAAAUGCUCCGUUGGUAACUCAUCUUUGUGAGACAUUCUUCUCUCAUUUGGGCUGCAAUUAUCCCUUCCUUCAGCGAGAGAGGUUCUUGAAGGACUUGGAAGACAAGAAGGUCGAUGCUAUCUUGGUCGAUGCUGUCUGUGCUGUGGCUGCUCGAUUCUCCCCUAGUCCUCUGCUUUGCCAAUCGAACGACACGUCGGUCCCUCUGGACGCCGAAAACAAUGUGAGAAGAGCUUUUCGUGGCCACCCUUUUGCUCAAAGAGCUAUGGCUGCUGUCGUUGACACUUUCUCAUGCCCGACUAUGGCAGUCGCUCAGGCUUGCUUGCUGCUAGCCUACGAGGAGUUUGGUACAGAUCACGACAGCGGACUAUGGAUGUACCUAGGUACUGCAAUAAGGAUGGCGCAAGAUCUCGGUAUCCAGAAGCUUGAAGGCUUACAACUAGAAGGCCGAAUCGGACCUACACCCAAAACCGCAAAGCAUGGUCAAGAAGGCAAAGCUGAGGAAGGGAGGAGGUUCGAACAACAGCAAAUGCUGUCGCAGAAUCUCUCUCACAAAGACGGUGCGCAGCUCGAUGACAGGCGCGCAAGCGAGCGGGAGCGGAUCGAUACCUUCUGGGCAAUAUUCUUCCUUGACCGGGCUGUGUCGUCCGGUGUCGGGCGACCCGUCACUUUGCGAGACAAAGACAUUGAAAUCUCGUUUCCUUACCGGCCAAAUGAGUCAAUGAUUGAAGGUUACCCUGAUCCAUUUCCAGCCAUGAUCAAGAUCGUUCAUAUGUACGGACGGGUUGCCGAUGUGCUUAACAACAUCAAGGAAGUGAGUCAAGUAACGCCAGAAGUACUGAAGCGUUUGGCGAGCAUGGAAAGAGACCUUACAGGCAUUUAUCAACGUCUGUCGCCAAAGUUGCACUUCAACGCGACGAAUUUUCAGCACUAUGUCAAGGCUGGUCAUGGCACCAAUUUCAUCUUGCUACAUUUUUGGUUCCAUACGUUGAUCGUACUGGUUCAUCAACCGACACUGUUGCAUUCUUUCGAAGGACGGAUUCAACAACUCUUCCCCGACAGCAGAGAGUUGUCUAUGUCUUCAGCAAAGACAAUUGCGGACAUACUUGCCUUCGCAGAGCUCAUCGAUGUCAAGAGCUUCAUUGGUAAUCCUUUCACGAGUCAGCCAAUGUACGUUGCCGCGUGCGCCUUUCUCGCAGAGGCUGCUGCGCAUAAUUCACAACCUCCCUCUCGGGCAGCAUCGCCACCUGCAAAUGGGCUCCAGCCAAGGGUGAAGCAAGAAGGUGCCUCUCAGAAGAAUCAGUCGGAACAUAGAGCAGUUUCCGCACGGCAUACCCUGCUAGCAACCGCGGCAAACCAGAAUUAUCAGCGUUGUUACAAAGCUCUGAAGACCUUGGAUUCAUACUGGGCCGGAUGUCGCUAUAUCCUGACCGCUCUGGACCAAAAAGCCAGGGGUUUGAUGGAUCCUCUUCUUUUCACUGCCGAAGACGUGGACGGCGAUAUGCCCUCGACUGAACCGUCUUUCACGACGCCUGGAUGGCGGCGAAGCACUUCGCUUGCAGCUUCAUUGGGAGCCUAUAGCAAUGCUCUGCGCAGACACAUGGCUCUUUCUCCGAAAAUGGACCUGAGUCACGCAAUCGGCUGGUCGCUGACAGGGACCGCCAACUCACCGGCGCCGAAUCUUAGCUUCCUGUACCCUAAUACAGGCGGCGGAGACGAUCAUGACAUGGCUUCUACGAUGAAAUCGAGCAUACAGCCGACUUCGGCCACCCAGAUUCUGCCAAACGAAGACCAACAGAAUGUGCCCGGCCAAGAUACUAUUCUACCUAAUCUUCAACAAUUCUCUCCUAAUCUUGACCAACUGGGCCAGUACCAGCCAUCUAUGGCAGAAACGAGAAACAAAAUGCCCUCACUGCCGUAUGAUCCAGUUUCCACCGCCGAGGCGGACUUACUGCUCGGUCUGCACUCUCCCUACACCAGGAGUGUUUCGAAUCCGUCCGUCGCCGCUGCAGGCCAGACACCAAAUGCCUUUGGCUACCCUCAGCAGCAAGGUAACAUGCCAAAUAUCCAGCAGCAGCAGUACUUUGACAAUCAGGGUCAGAACUUCAACAACAUGUUCAUUGAGACGCAGGAUAUCGACAUGAGCGGACAGCAAUUGAAUUUCAACUUUCCAGGUGGUGAUAUGAUACCCUGGCUUGAGUACUUACCUCAGGAUGUGUUGAACUAUUUCGGUGAUCCACAGGCUGAUGCAGAAGGGUUUCUGCAACCUGGGUGAACUGCUGAAGAUGCUAUUGCAUGCUGUCUGCCAAGUCCGGAGACCACUUUCCGAGACCAUCUCCAGCAGGAGUUGUGUCUCAUCGCACUAUGUAUAUCGGUAAACCCUAACCCCAAGAGCACUCUCCCACCCAAGGUACAAACCGUUGACUACUACGGCGAUCCCUCGACCGCCGAUACACUGUGCUCAAGAGUCCAUGUCCUCGGAGUCCACUGCGAGAGUUGGGCGAGCGGGCAGUAAAGUCCGGGGUGUCUGUGGCUGCACCACAGAGAGAUGUUGUGUACAGUACACUGUACCAAAUCAGGUGGCCAAACGACCCUCGUCCUGAGGGCAUUGUCACCGGACUGGAAGCACAUUGGAGGCACGAUCGGUUGCAGCCCGGCAGACAUUGAAGCAUGUCAUCACUUUACGGUAGACCUUAGACGGAAACACAUCCCAUUGGCAUCUGUCUUGCGAUCCCUGCAACAAUGGGUGUGCACAAUAUCCAUAUACAUAUCUAUAUCAUCAACCCGGCGCAGAUGCUUUCGACUUCGCCAGUCUUGGCCGUGCUUGUUCGAUCGACCAAGCCGGCAGAAACCGAACAGCCUUCCGCCGAGCCCUCAAUUUGGCCAGGCAAGUUUCAACGCUCCACCGAUGGUCCAACCCUUCAGCAAUGUGCGUCAGGACAGAGUCAUGAAACAGUAUGAUUGUUUUAAACUUGCAGAACAUCAUGGACAACCCCAACCACAGCGGAUACUCUGGACCUUCAUCGAGAUCGGAGCUUCAGGAGAUGGUGGCACGUCGAGAAAAUAGCUAGCACAGCACCCUAAGAUUCGCAGUUUGUAUGCUGCAUCAUUGUUCACCGAUAUCUAUCCUGUGCCUAAUAAAUAGGUUGGAUCUCAGCAAGAGAACCUUCCUCAGGAAACCCCAAGCAUCUGGUGGUACGUUACUAUAACGGAGUCCCGUUCUUUGGCACCCACGAGUUCUCAAUUUCGUCUGCCACUUCCAUCUAAUUGACAACUUCCUCCGACACUUCUACCUUAUUCUCAACUUCGGAUUAUUAACUGCCUCUGCCGCCUCCAUACAACUUGUUUACCUUCUUGGACCUCAUCUCAACUUUAGUUGUCUCCGCAAACAUCACUCACGACGGCGCCAAUUGUCACCAUCAAGUUCAAUUCGUCCUCGACUUCAGUUCGACUCUGCAACUUAAACAUCUUCCCAGCACAUCAAGUCGGAAAUCUAAGUCUUAAGUUGAGGUAUCCUACCCUUCAGCAUAAUGUCAGUGAGGAACUUAAGAAGUACAUGGCGAUUCGCUUUGCUUGUUACAUAGUCU